UAUUGCGGAUAUAUUUUUAAAAUUAUCAUGUUUACCUUACCCCUGCGGCCGCCAAAGGACUACGAAUUAAAAGAGACAAAGUACAUCCGACGAUCGGGUGAAGAAUUUUAUCCGGAAUGUCUGCCCAAAGUUACAAACAGAAAUUUUGGAAUUUACUGUAAUCCAAUAGAAUAUAAGGACAAUGAAAUACCUGAUAUCCCUUUCCAACCAACGAAUCCUAGACUGUUGGAAAGGCAGGCUUUGAAGGAGAAAGCUUGGUGGGUCACUAAGCCGGGAGUGGAUGAUAAGUUUCUUCAUGAACUUUAUAAUAAAUAUAAUGUUGUGCACGAGUCUUACAACACAACGUUUAAAAAAAAUCACCAUGUGUUUUAUCGUCCUUUCUACUUUGAAUUCGAGUGUCAGGACAACAGACGACUCCAAAAACUAAAGAAAAAGAUGGAAAGGGAAGAGUACGAAUUUGAAACUCCAUAUAACAUUCGUGUAGAAAAGAAAAUUGCUCGGGAGAAGCCAAAACUGGAGGUGCAGAAAUGUAUAUUGGGUCCACCUAUGUGGUGGAAAGGUGAAGAAAACGAAGAAAAAAAUUCAAAAGUGUUGAAAGAAUCAGAUGAUGAUUCGGCUGAAGCUGUUGUGGAACCAGCAGUAGUGAGAACUAAUUGGCAAGAGGCACCGAGGUAUGACAUUUCUAAUUCCGACGUGGAUCCAUGUGAAAGAAUGCUGGACAUGCAAUUAUUUAACCAGCCCUUCCGAUCAGAAGCAUGCAAUUUCUAUUAUACAAAUUACCCCCCACCCAGAAUAAAAUUCCGUCCCGAAAAGUUUGGAGAGUUCGGCUCAUAAUGUCAAACUGACACUUCAAAAUUUCAGUAUA
Aethina tumida (small hive beetle) is the source of this 865-nucleotide messenger RNA. RefSeq lists its product as uncharacterized. Bases 28 to 834 code for a protein of 268 amino acids. The record is from RefSeq and is a predicted model, not a curated record. The transcript is spliced from 3 exons. Lineage: Eukaryota; Metazoa; Arthropoda; Insecta; Coleoptera; Nitidulidae.